Molecule: messenger RNA, 3210 nt
Organism: Syzygium oleosum
Lineage: Eukaryota; Viridiplantae; Streptophyta; Magnoliopsida; Myrtales; Myrtaceae
Product: receptor-like protein 7
Exons: 2
Coding region: 1-3210 (1069 amino acids)
Molecular function (GO): protein binding
Source: RefSeq, a predicted model, not a curated record
AUGAACACUUCCAUCUUCUCAUGGCUUGUUCUUUCUAUAUCCACCAUCUCCAUCUUCUCCGAUGUUGCUACGGCUUCAGCUUCAGCCCGGUGUCCCGGCAUCGACCAAAGAUCGCUCUUGCUCGAGCUGAGAGACAGCCUCGUCUUCAACGCCUCCCAGUCCUCCAAGCUAGUAUGGUGGAACCGAAGCGCUGAUUCAUGGAGUGGCGUGACGUGCAAGGACGGGCUCGUCGUGGGACUCGAUUUGAGUAGUGAGUCGAUCUCUGGCGGAAUCAACGGUUCGUCGAGCCUCUUCAAGCUCGAGUUCCUUCAAAGCCUGAACUUGGCGUUCAACGAUUUCGACUACUCAGCGAUUCCGUCUGACCUCGCGAAUCUCAGCCGCUUGGUACAUCUCAACUUGUCCAAUGCUAGAUUUGACUGGCAGAUUCCGGCGGAGCUAUCGCGCCUGACGAAGCUACGUACUCUUGAUCUCACUAGUCUUUAUUACUAUGGAUCGGCUUUGCUGGUCCUUGAGAAGCCCCAUUUGAGGUCGCUGAUUGGGGAUAUGGGGGAGUUGAGAGAGCUGUACCUUGAUGGGGUCGAUGUGUCUGUUGAGGGAAGUGAGUGGUGCGACGCGUUGUCUUCUUCAGUGCCGAAACUUGAGGUGUUGAGCAUGUCUUCCUGUUCUCUAUAUGGUCCUAUCAGCGCUUCUCUUAUGAGUCUGGCUAAUCUGUCGGUCAUUCGACUCGAUGACAACAACUUGUCUACCACAGAUCCUAGUAUCUUAGCGAAAUUUUCCAGCUUGAAAACUCUGAGCCUAAGUGAUUGUGGCCUACAGGGGGAAUUUCCUCAAAAAAUCUUCCGGGUACAAACACUUCAGACCCUUGACCUCUCAUUCAACGAACUGCUUCAGGGUUCUUUGCCAAUAUUUCCGGAGAAUAGUUCUCUUCAGACACUGGAUCUUAGUUUCACGAAUUUUUCCGGGAGGCUCCCAGAUUCAAUUGGUAAGCUUAGGAAUCUAUCAAGAAUAGAAUUGGAGCGAUGCAACUUUGAUGGAAAUAUCCCAAGCUCUUUCACCAAUCUCUCGCGAUUGUCUUAUUUGGACUUGUCAUUCAACAAUUUUAGUGGUUCAAUUCCAUCACUCAGCAAGUCCAAGAAUCUGACACAAAUUACUUUGUCCUACAAUAAUCUAACUGGUCGGAUCGAUUCAACCCAAUGGGAAUCCCUCUUGAGUCUUCUUAUUCUCGACCUACAAUUCAAUUUACUUGAAGGAAAUAUUCCUUCGUCUCUAUUUAAGCUUCCAUUGAUUCAGGAGCUUCAACUUUCCGACAAUCGAUUUUCUGGUCAAGUGAAGGUACCUAUUAAUACCAAAUCACACAAACUGAAUACACUUGAUUUGAGCAACAACAAUAUAGGAGGAGGACUGCCAAAGUUUAUAUGGGAACUCCGAGGGCUCAACUACCUCUCACUUUCUUCCAAUAAUUUCAGUGGCUCAUUUCACAUUAAUUUGGUUCAGCAACUGAGAAACCUUUCCUAUUUGGAUCUUUCCUACAAUCAUUUUUCGAUUGACGCCACAAACACUACUGCCCUGGCGUCUUCAUUUCCUGUCAUUAAAACUUUAAAGAUGGUUUCCUGCCAGUUGCGGACAUUGCCUCAGUUUUUGGCUAACCAGUCCGAAUUGGAAUCCCUUGACCUCUCCCACAAUUAUAUUCGAGGGAAAAUACCACGAUGGAUAUGGACGCCAACAAAUCUUUCGUAUCUCAAUCUUUCCUCUAAUUUCUUUGAAGAUUUGGAAACACCUCUGGGCAAUCUUACUAUGAGUAUGCUUUUCGUUGACCUCCAUUCAAACAAGCUCCGAGGGAAUAUGCCACCCUUGCCGGCAUAUGCUUACUACUUGGAUUUCUCAAGUAACAGCAUAAAUUCUGUUAUUCCAGAUGACAUUGGCAACAACCUACCAUACAUGAUGUUCUUCUCCCUUUCGAAGAAUAAUAUCCAUGGGUCCAUCCCGCAGUCUAUUUGCGCAGCUGGUUAUUUUAAUAAUCUCGAAGUGCUCGACUUAUCGCAUAAUCAUUUGAAUGGAACUAUUCCUGAUUGUUUAAUGAUUGAGUCCCUCAAGGUAUUGAAUCUGAGGGAUAACCAGUUGAAUGGUAAUAUUCCACAAAACAUCCUGAGAACAUGCAAUCUGAAGACAUUGGAUAUCAGUGAGAAUUUGUUGCAAGGGCAUAUUCCGUUGUCGUUGGCAAAAUGCACGAUGUUGGAGAUUGUGAACAUCGGGAACAAUCAAAUAGACGGGACAUUUCCAUGCUAUUUCGAGGCUAUAUCAAGUCUCCGUAUCCUUGUUUUAAGAUCCAACAAAUUGCAUGGGGAAAUUAGAUGUCCGCAUAGUCCAAGCACCUGGCAGAUGCUUCAAAUCAUUGACCUGUCUUCAAACGAUUUCCGCGGAACACUGCCUACAAGUCUCCUCACAUCUUGGGCGGCUAUGAAGGCCAAUGUAGACUUCAAUCGUCUGCAGUAUCAGUUUUCCCAACUGAGUGGGGUCUAUUAUCAAGAUACAAUAAGUGUAACUUCGAAAGGUUUUCAGCUAGAACUCGUCAAGAUUAUGACUGUUUUCACAUCGAUUGACUUCUCAUGCAAUAAAUUGGAGGGUGCAAUACCAGACACACUUGGAGAUCUCAAAGCACUUCAUGUCCUCAACCUAUCGCACAAUGCCAUCUCGGGUACAAUUCCUCCUGUUUUGGGGAAUCUGGGUCAGCUUGAGUCGCUAGACCUGUCAGGCAACUACCUCAAUGGAACCAUACCGGCUCAGCUUGCAAAUCUAAAUUUCCUUUCCUCCCUGAACCUCUCAAACAAUCAACUUGUAGGAAGUAUCCCGACAAGCGGACAGUUUCUCACGUUUUCCAGAAGUUCUUUCGAAGGAAACCUUGGAUUGUGCGGGCUUCUGCUCAACAGAAAUUGCUCAAUUACCACGAACUGGACGAAAGAUGCUGGUGACGAUGGCGACAAUGAUGAUAGCGAGAAGAAGUGGUUUUACAUGGGCAUACUGCUUGGAUCUGGGGCUCGAGCUCGGUGCUGCGAUGGAGCUCAAGCUCUCCAGAUCUGGGGGCUCGAGUUCGUCGCCGCGGCGGAGCUCAAGGUUGUCGAGGUCGACGGCAAACAAAGCAAGCGAACAGAGUCUAACGAUGCUGACAUCAGAUUUGGCGUUGAACACAUUUCUUGUGUGGGUGAUGAAUAA